CACGUGAGACCCAGGUGGCGGCGGAGCUACGGCAAGAGAGCGAGAGAAGGAAGGGGAAGUCGGAAGGGGUGCGAGUGAAGCAGAGGGAGGAAAGACAGCGUCCGAGAGGGCAAGGGGUGCGCGUGCGCCCGCUUCUUCCCCCAGCUCUCCCCUCGGCCCCGCUGCCCUCCCUCGCGGCCAGCCCCUGUCCCGGCUGCCCAUCCCACCCCGUCGCGGGGCCGGUUGCUACUCCGGCCCCAGGAUGCAGAAUGUGAUUAACACGGUGAAGGGAAAGGCACUGGAAGUGGCUGAGUACCUGACCCCGGUCCUCAAGGAAUCUAAGUUUAAAGAAACAGGUGUAAUCACCCCAGAAGAGUUUGUGGCAGCUGGAGAUCAUUUAGUCCACCACUGUCCAACAUGGCAAUGGGCUACCGGGGAGGAGGUGAAAGUGAAGGCAUACCUACCAACAGGCAAACAAUUUUUGGUAACCAAAAAUGUGCCAUGCUACAAGCGGUGCAAACAGAUGGAAUAUUCAGAUGAAUUGGAAGCUAUUAUUGAAGAAGAUGAUGGUGAUGGGGGAUGGGUAGAUACAUACCACAACACAGGUAUUGCAGGAAUAACUGAAGCAGUUAAGGAGAUUACACUGGAAAGCAAGGACAGUAUAAAACUCCAAGAUUGUUCAGCACUAAGUGAAGAGGAAGAAGAGGAAGAUGAAGGAGAAGCUGCAGAUAUGGAAGAAUAUGAAGAGAGUGGAUUGUUGGAAACAGAUGAGGCUACCCUAGACACAAGAAAAAUAGUAGAAGCUUGUAAAGCUAAAACUGAUGCUGGAGGUGAAGAUGCUAUUUUGCAAACCAGAACUUACGACCUUUACAUCACUUAUGAUAAAUAUUACCAGACACCACGACUAUGGUUGUUUGGCUAUGAUGAGCAACGGCAGCCUUUAACAGUUGAGCACAUGUAUGAAGACAUCAGUCAAGAUCAUGUGAAGAAAACUGUGACCAUUGAAAAUCACCCUCAUCUCCCACCACCUCCUAUGUGUUCAGUUCACCCAUGCAGGCAUGCUGAGGUGAUGAAGAAAAUUAUUGAGACUGUUGCAGAAGGAGGGGGAGAACUUGGAGUUCAUAUGUAUCUUCUAAUUUUCUUGAAAUUUGUACAAGCUGUCAUUCCAACAAUAGAAUAUGACUACACAAGGCACUUCACAAUGUAAUGAAGAGAGCAUAGAAUCUAUCCUAAUUAUUGGCUCUGAUUUUUAAAGAAUUAACUCAUAGAUGUGACCAUUGACCAUAUUCACCAAUACAUACAGUUUCUCUAAUAAAGGGACUUAUAUGUUUAUGCAUUCAAUAAAAAAAUGUUCCACUACCAGCCUUAUUUGUUUAAUAAAAAUGAGUGUAAAGAGAA
Lemur catta (Ring-tailed lemur) is the source of this 1377-nucleotide messenger RNA. It is a transcript of the gene ATG3, whose product is annotated as autophagy related 3. Gene Ontology annotation, molecular function: Atg8-family ligase activity. The transcript has 13 exons. Gene Ontology annotation, biological process: nucleophagy; autophagosome assembly; autophagy of mitochondrion. Gene Ontology annotation, cellular component: cytosol; cytoplasmic ubiquitin ligase complex. Lineage: Eukaryota; Metazoa; Chordata; Mammalia; Primates; Lemuridae. Bases 242 to 1186 code for a protein of 314 amino acids. The record is from RefSeq and is a predicted model, not a curated record.